GUUUUGUAAAACUAAAGAAUCCCGUUUAACGAUAUGGCGUCCAAGUCUUCCAAUACUGGCACGACUGGUCUUACGGAGAUUUUCAAUUAUGAGACCGCCACUCACAGCUACGCCAUCCGUUGGACCGGCUUAGGAGACUCGGCUUCACCACCCUUGAUAUUCGUCCAUGGUACUCCAUGGUCCUCUCGAGUCUGGCUUCCCUUUGCACUCUCACUCGCUCGGAAAUUUCAUGUCUAUCUUUUCGACAACCCUGGAUUCGGGGAGAGUCCGUUGGGGCUUCCUUUGCCAAGGAAGGAGCACACCAUCACCAAAGAGAUAGCACUUGAUGCAGACCUCUCUCAGCAGUCUGAAGUGUUCGCCGCCCUGUUCAAGCAUUGGGAGCACAAUUGGCAGGGAAGGAAGGCUAACGUGGUGGCGCAUGAUCACGGAGGCCUGAUGACUCUACGUGCACACCUCUUGCACGACUGUGAGUAUGCGAGUCUGUGCUUGAUUGACGUGGUUGCGAUCGGGCCAUUCGGUCAGCCACUGUUCAAAUUGAUCGCCCAAAACGAGCAUGUCUUCAAGCAGUUGACCGGCCCCGUUUUUGAAGGGGUUGUGGAAGCAUAUAUCCGUGAUGCAGCUCAUACAGAGCUUAGCAAGGAGACGAUGGAGAUGUUGAAGAGGCCAUGGAUCUGCUCUGAGGAGGGUCGACACGGCUUUGUACGACAGAUGGUCCAGGCCAAUAGUCGGAGCACAGAGGAGGUGGAGGGCAGAUACGCCGAAGUUGGCCAAAAACUGCCGGUGUUAGUUAUCUGGGGAAAGGAGGAUAAAUGGAUCCCUGUCGUCGACGCUGAAAGACUGAAGCAGAAACUCAAUGCCAAGGAUGCUGUAGUGAUUGAGGAAGCUGGACAUCUGAUCAUGUAUGAUCAGGGAGAACGGUUUGGUGUUGAGCUUGGUUUGUGGUUGAGUCCUUUCAGCAAGGCAACGUCGUGACCAUGAUUGAAAAGAAGCAUUUUGAGUGAAUGGAUGCAUAAGACGCCAGAGCCCUUGCCGAAACACUCUUGCGGUGACGACUCGCCGGUACGAAGAGUGUCAAAGGUGGUUUACAA
Molecule: messenger RNA, 1088 nt
Organism: Exophiala xenobiotica
Lineage: Eukaryota; Fungi; Ascomycota; Eurotiomycetes; Chaetothyriales; Herpotrichiellaceae
Exons: 1
Coding region: 34-972 (312 amino acids)
Source: RefSeq, a predicted model, not a curated record